CUUUUCCAUUGAUUUGGUAGUUGGUACCUCUGCUUGCCUUCCAAUUGCUUUAGAUAGUUUGGAAAAUGUACAUCAAGGGAGGAGAGUUCGUAGGGUCGCUUGAAGGCACAAAUCUCCCCGGCGACGCGGCCCUGGUCCUCACCUCCGACCCCAAGCCCCGUCUCCGGUGGACGGCGGAGCUCCAUGAUCGGUUCAUCGAUGCUGUCGCUCAGCUCGGAGGGCCUGAAAAAGCAACACCAAAGACCAUAAUGAGGUUGAUGAACAUAAAAGGCCUCACACUUUAUCAUUUAAAGAGCCAUCUUCAGAAAUACAGAAUGGGGAAGCAAUCAUUAAAAGAACUUGAAAACUCUAAUGAUGGUCUCUCUCUCUCUCUCUCUCUCUCUCUCCCUCUGCGUCUAUGUCCACUGUGUCUAUUUGUGUGCAGUGGAAUUAGUUUGCUUCCAUUUGUAUCAGACAAUCACAGAAUAGGCAAAUUGUUAAUGCAUUUUUAAUUAUUAA
Messenger RNA from Dendrobium catenatum, 498 nucleotides. RefSeq names its product protein PHR1-LIKE 2-like. Gene Ontology annotation, molecular function: DNA binding; DNA-binding transcription factor activity. Bases 66 to 491 code for a protein of 141 amino acids. The record is from RefSeq and is a predicted model, not a curated record. Lineage: Eukaryota; Viridiplantae; Streptophyta; Magnoliopsida; Asparagales; Orchidaceae. The transcript has 3 exons.